CGUUCGAGCCUAGUGGCACGUCGCCGUCGUCGAAGUGUUCGCGUCCUCACGUCUUAUCAGUGAUGGCGUGAUGUGCGCUCGCGCGUGACGUGAUCGUAAGUGACAGACGUGACAGUGAAGUGUUGACUGUGGUGACUGACUGACAGUGGGACAAGCCGGCAAAGUGGCGGGUAACAACAAUAACCAUACCAUGUUCACCCGGUUCGACGCCACCAAGUCGACCAAGGGUGCGAGCAAGCUCCGGAGAGAUCUCAUCAACGCCGAGAUAGCCAACCUGCGGGACUUGCUGCCUCUGCCCCCCAGCACCAGGCAGCGCCUCAGCCAGCUACAGCUCAUGGCUUUAGUCUGCGUCUACGUGCGCAAGGCUAAUUACUUUCGCGAGUUUUUCAAACGGCACGAGCUGUCGAUGCACCACAUGCCAUCCCCACCGACCCCCAACAUUGGGUUUUCCAAGGCACUCAGCGGGUUCCUGAUGAUGAUGACUCAGAAUGGGAAGCUGCUGUACAUCUCAGACAAUGCUGCUGAAUACCUGGGACACUCUAUGGAGGACUUGCUGAUCCACGGAGACAGCGUGUACGACAUGAUAGACAAGCAAGAUCAUCAAGCCAUACAAACCGAACUGGUGAGGAGCGCCAACACCCACGGCGAGGACAACAGACUCUUCCUCUGCAGAAUGAACGUCUCCAGGAAUGCGCGAAGACAGAUGAGGUUCGGCGACCAAAAGGUGGUUCUAGUCCAAGGACACUACUUGUCGUUCCUGCCGCUGUGUAGUCGCAACGAACCAGUGUUUCUCGCCACCUGCACACCCGUCGCCAUGCCCGAGACCCGCGAGUGUGUUGUCCAGGGUGCCACCAACGUCUUCACCUCCAUACACGCUAUGGACAUGAAGUUCGUCCAUAUCGACAAGAACGGGGAGUUCCAUCUAGGAUUUCCGAGGUCGGAACUGCAAGGAGCAUCCUGGUAUCAGCUGCUGCACUGGGACUGUAUGAGAGAGGCUCAGAGCAAACAUAGGCUAAUAACCCAGUCGGAGCAGGACAGGUCCUGCAUCCUGCUCCUGCGGAUACAACGGCGCACAGGAGACUGGCUAUGGGUUCACUGCGUCCUGCAAGUCAAAGACAACAUGGAAAAUAGUCAACAGCCCGUCAUUGUCUGCACCAACCAGGUUCUCAGCGACCGAGAAGCCACGGUGAUGCGAGCUAACAGUUGGCUGUACCACUACUACAUGGUGCAGAGCAAGCUGCAGUACGGUCUCGCCUACGACACUCACCCUACCACUAGAAUGUCAACCCCUUACUACCAGCAGCCUCAGCCCUACCAGGACAGUCCACCAGUUGCCACCUACCACCAGAUGUCCCCCUCCCAGUUGCCCGCCCCGCCCCACCUCCACCCACAGGCGACGCUGCCGCACACUCCGGAGCCGGUCUUCCGGUACGGGCGCCGCACCGAGCCAGAACCUGUGGACUAUUCCCUGCACUCCGCCCAGCCGGAGAUGCCCCAGAGGUCACCCCAUCUGAAGCAGGAGCCCCAGGUGGACCUGUCACCCAGCGCUUCCCCCUGCUCCGAAGCUGUCGACAGAGAGGGCGGUGCUUCUGUACUGAUGGCUAGCAGCACGGCUUCCCUCGGUCGCUCCAGACUUCUCGUCAAGGCUGCCACUACAGUGGUGGAUCCACAUGACUUUAUGGACCAAUGGAACCCGAGCCCACCAUGGUCCGACACCACGGUCCAGAAGGUACCCGACAUCAUCCACCAAGACCUGAGCCCCUACGUGACGACCACCCCACCCACCCCCGUCAGCCUCCAGCACACCCCCCACUCCGCCUUCAGCUUCGACUGGACGCCGGAGCAGUUCGUCCCUCAGGUCCAAGGAUCUCAGCACCUUGCGGACGAAGAGCACUGUCCUCACCUGUCUUGGCCCUCGGAACACAGACUCUUCCCCUUGCAACCCCCGCCGGCCGGCAGCAGACCUGCCCUCGUCCUCAGGCUUGAAUCUGACCCCAUGGACCAGUCUCAGCAUAAAGAUGCGAGGAGCGGGUCCGGGCUGUAGCGUGUGACCGGACGCUAGCGAGUGUCAAGAGGCGCUAGCGGGAGAGGACAUCCUAGGCUGUGAUCUCAUCUACCCUACUGCUGCAACCGCCACUGCUGUCUGUACUUUUUAGUAGUUAAGUCUGUAAAUCUCUGUCUAGAAAAACUUAACUAAUCAGUUAGUGUACUCGUGAAAUUCAUGAAAAUCAACUUGAUUAGACGUAGGCAGAAGAUUCAUAAAAAUUAACAAAUAUUUUAUGAGGCAUAUAAUAUUUUAAACUUUUAGACUAAAUAUCAAUUUUUAUAUUAAAAAAAAACUAAAAACAAAAAUAAAUUUUUAAACAAUUUUUUAGAGAUGAAUGAUUUGGUUUUUAAAUAGGAUUUCAAUUAUGAAAUGAUGUUCUAUAUUAAGAACUGUCCCCCAUCUUCAAUUUAUUAAAAUUAUACUAACACAAUAUUUUAAAAAAUAAACGCCAUUAUAUUGUUUUAACUUGGUUUUAAUAGGUUUUAUAGAAGUUAACAAUAAAUUAAGUAAAGUAAAUUAGUUAUAUAAUUAAAUUAAAGUAAAUUUAUUUAAUAACUGUAUAAAACCGUAAAUAUUGUUCCAGAUAUUUUAUCCAUAAAACUUAUUCUCAACACCGAAUCCAAAUUGUGAAGGAAUAUAUUUAACUCAUUUUUGCAUAAAUAGAUCUAAUGGUUGUGGACAAUGCAAAUUGAAUACCUGUAGACUAAAUUAAGAGUCAAAUUUAAAAUUAACAUGUCAUCGUUAAGCAUCUGUUUGUAAUGAAACUGUAAAACAUUGACAUUACAGAGUACUUAUGUUAUUCUGUAACUAUAGACGAAAUUUAUAAUGGUUAUGUAAAAUUUAACUUAGUGACUUAAUAUGUUUCUAAGAUUGAAAACCAAAUAGUUUCAUUAAACCAACAAUUUUGUUUGUCACGCUUUAUUACAUUUAAAAUAUAAUACUGCUGAAUAUUUAAUUUUAACUUUAUCUUUUAAAUAAAGACUAUAAACUGAAAAUUACUAUUAAUACUUACAAUAAAUAGUACUUAGUUAUUUUAAAAUGCUGUUAUGUUAUGAAGUUUAACUAAAACAGUCAGAGCCAAUUUAGUGGUGGGUUGUUGUUCAGGGUAGCUCUAAGUGCCUAUAUUUAUAACUCACAGAGUAUUUAACUUAGUUAAACAAUGUUUUCUGUAUUUAUUGUUUGUAUUAUUGUAUACUAGUGUAUACUAAAUGUAUAUACAAGUAUUCUGGCUGGAUGUGCAAUAGACCAAUCAUAUCUAUUUUAUUUAAUAAUUAAAAUGAUACGUAUAGCUAAUUUUACUUGUUGUUUUAUCCUAUAGUAUUUAUUGCAACUUGAGAGAAGACAAGCCAUCUGGCAUUAUCUAGUAGCGAACUUUACUGCAAUAAGAUCUCUAUUUUUGUCUAAGACUUAUAGUUAGUACAGUUAAUCGUGAAACAUGUGUAAAAUUUGUGUAAUAUAUAUUUUGUGAAGUGAGGAAUAGAUUAAUGAACAAGCUGUGUUGGCUUGAAAGUGAUUCUAACAUAGUAUACUUACCGUCCAUAGUAUGUGUAUUCAUUAAUAAAAUCAUAUGUUUAUGUUAUGAAGGUAAAUGUCUGUAAUAGCCUCAACAUUAUUGAGGUUCGUUAACUAUUAUCUAGUACCUGUAAUAAGUUCUCAAACGUCUUUUUACGAUAAUAAACCUAGAUUUGUGAAAAAAAUAGUCUUGAAAUAUGAGGUUUUUAUUUUUUGGACUUUUAAAUAGGCCUAAUAUACUUUAUCUACAUAAUCUGUAUCUUGAUUUCUUCUUAAUAUAUCUGAUUUCAGAAUCUAUUGCUACAUUUAAAAUAUUUUGUCUGAGUUUAUAAUCUUAUAUACACAAUAUAUAAUUAUAAUCUUGUAAGAAAUUGAAUGGAAAUUUUAAUUGUUGUACUUUUUGAAUGAAUAUAAUAAAAGGACUUGUUUAUAAUUAUUUUCAAUUAUAAACGUUCUUAUGAAAUAUGAUAAAAUAUAUUUCUAUGUUACAUAUAUAUGUACUAUUAGAAAGGAUCGGUAGAGUCUAUGUAUUUUGUUAAAUAAUCAAAUGUGGCAAAAAAUGUUUUAUUCGUAAUUAUUUAAGCAAUUAAGUUAAAACAAAAAAGUUUCUAAACCAUGGGUUAUUUUCAAGAAGACUGGCGUCGUUUUAAAAUAAUCGAGGAAUAAACGAAUUAUAUUAAACCUAUAAGUUGUUUAUAUAAGUUGUUUCUAAAACAAACAAACAACUUAUCCUUUGAUUUAUAAAAACCAAUGUAAUAACGUCCUUGAUCAAAGUGUCAGGAAUGACAUAAUGUAUUAAUUUAUGCUAAUUUUCCAUACACAAAGGUUUCAUUUAGCUGCAAAAUGUUAGGUUAGGUCGUAGAUUAAAAAUAGUUAAACGAAAUUAAGACAAAAUGGCUUUUUGCUCUAUUUUACUAUAGCUAAAAUAAAUGGUGUUAAAACACGAUCUUUUAUAUUUUUAAUAUUUCAAGAUAUUUAAGAUAAAUUAAUUAGAGUAUUUUAUUACUUCAAUGUAUAUAACUGUCACUUAAAUAUGUUUUUGUGUUCGAGUAAACUUUAUAAAUAUAUUGGUUUUUAUUUUUUUUUUUUAUAUAUUUUUUUUAAAAAAAACUUUAUGGCAGGUUUUCUAAGUACUCAAUACAAUUGUUUAAAUAUUGGUCAGUAUUUUGAACUGAUAGUAAAAUCAAAUUCUAAAAUAUCUAUUUAUACUUUAAAAGGAAUGUUUGACGCUUGUAUUAGAAUCCUUCAACAUUUUUAUUGUUUACAAAAACCGAGAUUUCGACGGUAUAUUCUGUAAUUUUAAAACGUAAUAGAGUUUAUUUUAUUUUCAUGUAAUAAUUCCUAGCUAUUUAUAAAUCUCCGUCAUCGUGUCUUGUAAUAAUGUCUGAAAGGUUGUAUUUACUGUAUUUAUGUAUAAUGUACAAAUUAGUGUAUAAAGCCCUCGACAUGAGGUUAACUGUAUACUAAGAUAAUGUAUACCGUAUACAACAGUAUACUGUAAAUAUAGUUGUAUGCUACACGAGCACGGCCGCCAUAGUAUAUACACUACUACAAUGUACAUAGUUCAGUGGCUUAGCCAACUUUAAUUUUAAGUAUAAAUUAAUUGUUUAUAGAUUAAAUACUAUAUGAGUGUACUAAAUGUACAGUAAUAUAAUUUGCUAUAUGUCAGCAACAGUUGUAUAUGAAAACCGUCCAGUGAAAAUAAAUUUUUAAAUCCUG
This is a messenger RNA of Homalodisca vitripennis (glassy-winged sharpshooter), 5278 nucleotides long. It is a transcript of the gene dysf, whose product is annotated as neuronal PAS domain-containing protein 4A. Lineage: Eukaryota; Metazoa; Arthropoda; Insecta; Hemiptera; Cicadellidae. Gene Ontology annotation, molecular function: DNA-binding transcription factor activity, RNA polymerase II-specific; RNA polymerase II transcription regulatory region sequence-specific DNA binding; protein dimerization activity. Bases 191 to 2044 code for a protein of 617 amino acids. The transcript is spliced from 13 exons. The record is from RefSeq and is a predicted model, not a curated record. Gene Ontology annotation, biological process: regulation of transcription by RNA polymerase II.